CUUUUUAUCAAUUUAUAGAAAUAAAUCCACUGAUUUACUGGAUUUAAAUCAUGCGUCUAGUGAAAACAAAAAAAUGGAUAAUUCACUUAAUAACUAAUUAACAAUUAUAAAUUAUAAUGUCAACCAUGGAAGAAAACGAAGUAUUGGACUUUAAUUAUACUUUGAAGUAUACACUUUUAUUGAAUAAAUUGAACGCAGAUAAUAAAUUGUUAGCGGCUUUGAAAAUUUCUGCAGCAUCAAAACAAGAAAUCAGUCAAAUAGAUCAAGAAAAGCAAUGUCCAUAUUGCUUAAUAUCAUGGACAGAAGGUCAAUUUACUAUCAAAACUAUUCCUUGUAGUCUUAAUGUGAAGAAAAAAAAUAAAAAACCACCAAAAGUGGUAUCACUUCAGCGAUUGUUUAAAAUGGUAGCCAAAUGUACGGUUUGUCAUAAUACAACAAAUUUAGUUUUCAAUAAAAAUAAGUUACCUAAAGAAAACCGGAGAUUUAAAAAUAACAAAAAAGAAGAAGUAAAUCUUAACCCAACUAAAAACUCUAUUGACACUAUUAAAAAGACCAAAAAAAAAAAGAAGAAAAAACCGUAUGCUGGUUUAAAUCCAUUAGUAUUUAAAAAUCCAAAUUAUUGUAAGAAAAAGUAAAUUAUCUUAUGAGCAAUAAAGAAACAAUCUUUAAAG
Adelges cooleyi (spruce gall adelgid) is the source of this 671-nucleotide messenger RNA. RefSeq lists its product as uncharacterized. Lineage: Eukaryota; Metazoa; Arthropoda; Insecta; Hemiptera; Adelgidae. The coding region runs from base 117 to 635 and encodes 172 amino acids. The record is from RefSeq and is a predicted model, not a curated record. The transcript has 4 exons.